CCACAAGCGUCGCCUCUAAUUUCUUCUUAAUUAAAUAAUUUUUACAAACACGCGUCUUCUCUCCUCUUCAGUGCCAUGCUUAUCUGCUGAUUGCUAGUAAUUGCGGCUGCGCCGGCCUUGCUCUAGACCUUUGGUUAAAAUUCUAACCUAGGUUUAGAGGAGACCUCUCUCGCCAAUUUCAUUUAUUUUCCCCUUUUCCAUCUUCAAUUUUAAUUUUGAUCUCGGUAUAUGUCAGUUUGGCAUUUGGGCAGAGCAUUGCAUGUGGGUGGCGUGGCGUUGGAGGAGUUUCUGUACUUCUAUUUCAGGAGGAAAACGGCGCCUUUCAGCUUUUAAUACUAAUUACCGAUGGCGGCUAAGAAGGUCUGCCACUCCUUUUCCAAGACCCUCAUAGACGAGGUCCACAGAUGGGGUUGCAUGAAGCAGACUGGUGUUAGCUUGCGCUACAUGAUGGAGUUUGGCUCCAGGCCUACCGAUAGGAAUUUGUUGAUUUCUGCUCACUUCCUUCAUAAGGAGUUGCCCAUUAGGAUUGCUAGGAGAGCUAUUGAGCUCGAGUCUCUCCCUCAUGGCUUAUCUGAAAAACCCGCUGUCCUGAAGGUGCGGGAUUGGUACCUGGAUUCUUUCCGUGAUCUGAGAUCCUUUCCCGAGAUCAAGGAUUCCAAUGAAGAGAGGGAAUUUACGCAAAUGAUUAAGGCAAUUAAGGUCAGACACAACAAUGUUGUCCCUAUGAUGGCUUUAGGUGUUCAACAAUUGAAGAAAGGCAUGGAUCAAAAAAUUGUUUACGAAGAUCUUGAUGAGAUUCAUCAGUUUUUGGAUCGUUUUUACAUGUCCAGAAUUGGAAUCAGAAUGCUUAUUGGGCAGCAUGUCGAGUUGCACAAUCCCAAUCCCCCACCUUAUUGCAUUGGUUAUAUUCAUACAAAAAUGUCUCCUGUUGAGGUUGCACGAAAUGCCAGUGAGGAUGCCCGUGCCAUUUGUUUAAGGGAGUAUGGCAGUUCACCUGAUAUCAAUAUUUAUGGGGAUCCCAAUUUUACAUUCCCGUAUGUUCCAGCGCAUUUGCAUCAUAUGGUGUUUGAGUUGGUCAAGAAUUCCUUGCGAGCUGUUCAAGAGCGUUACAUGGACUCGGACAAAGUUGCACCUCCUGUUCGGAUAAUAGUUGCUGAAGGAAUUGAGGAUGUCACUAUAAAGGUUUCAGAUGAGGGGGGUGGUAUACCAAGAAGUGGUCUUCCCAAAAUAUUCACCUAUCUUUACAGCACUGCCAGAAACCCACUGGAUGAGGAUGCUAAUCUUGGAACAGCUGAUGCAGUAACAAUGGCUGGAUAUGGAUGUGGGCUUCCAAUUAGCCGUUUGUAUGCCAGGUAUUUUGGAGGUGAUCUGCAAGUUAUCUCCAUGGAGGGAUAUGGUACUGAUGCAUAUCUUCAUUUGUUACGGCUGGGAGAUUCACAAGAGCCCCUGCCUUGAGCGUUCAACUUAGAAGUUGAUCUGAAACUGAAAUUGUCUUAAGUGACUCUUGGAAACAUUGAAUGGUGUUAAAAACGACCGUCAAUUGCUUUUUUUUCUAUGAACUGGAUUGUUAAUUGUUCAGUCUAACAAAAUAGCAGUCGUUCAUGUACAUACUUGAGAUGCAAUAUUAUCCAUUUACCUCCCGUUAUUCA
Messenger RNA from Hevea brasiliensis (rubber tree), 1649 nucleotides. RefSeq names its product pyruvate dehydrogenase (acetyl-transferring) kinase, mitochondrial. Gene Ontology annotation, biological process: protein phosphorylation; regulation of glucose metabolic process. The record is from RefSeq and is a predicted model, not a curated record. Gene Ontology annotation, cellular component: mitochondrion. Gene Ontology annotation, molecular function: pyruvate dehydrogenase (acetyl-transferring) kinase activity. The coding region runs from base 346 to 1455 and encodes 369 amino acids. NCBI's taxonomy places the organism in Eukaryota, Viridiplantae, Streptophyta, Magnoliopsida, Malpighiales, Euphorbiaceae. The transcript has 6 exons.